AUGAGCGCCUUCCCCUACCCGGCCAUGCUGGGCGUGCAGCAUCUCAUGGGCGGCGACAUGCGCCACGCCCCCCAGCUGAACCCCGGCCGCCGCCCGGACCAGGACCCGCACGUGCCCAACCCCUUCUACCAGCGCGACGCCGCCCACCACGCGCCCGUUCGGGACGACCACCCGUCUGCCCAGGACUCGAUGCAGCUCCUGCGAAGUGACCUGCUGGGGCUGUCCCGGGGCCAGGUGGUCGCGCGGGACCUGUCGCGAGACAUGGGCGUGGCGGGCGGCCGCGACGAGGCGGUGUCGGUCCCGCGGGAGCUGGCGGGCCUGCAAGCGCUCGACCACUCGAUGGGCGGCAACAUCGAGAACCAAGACCCGGCGGGCGGCGGCGGCGGCUGCGUCACGCCCACCGCGGUCAAGGAGGAGCGCGACCAUCGUGACGAUGGCACAGGCGGUUCUUGCAGCGACGACGACGGCGCGCGUAGUGGCCCCGGGGGCGGGCCGCGCGAGUCCCUCGGGCCCGGGGGCAAGAAAGUGCGACAGCAAAAACACGUGAGACUUUCUAUUAAUGCACGCGAGCGGCGACGAAUGCACGACCUGAACGACGCACUGGACGACCUGCGCGCUGUCAUCCCGUACGCUCACUCUCCCUCCGUCAGGAAGCUCUCCAAGAUCGCCACCCUGCUCCUCGCCAAGAACUACAUCCUCAUGCAGUCCAACGCCAUCGAGGAGCUGCGGCGGGUGGUGACGUACCUCAACCAGCCCGGCGCCCACCUGCCGCACCUGCCUCCGUCGGCGGCCUUCGAGACGGGGCUGGGCGGCGCGGACGCGGGUGCGGGGGCCCUGCCGCCGGGCUUCCCGCGCCUCCCCACACAGCCCCACAACCCGCCGCACCCGCAGCAGCAGCGGAACAGCAAGCCGCAGCCGCUGUUCAACGACCCGUCUCCUCCCUACAAGUCUCAGUCAUAA
Penaeus indicus is the source of this 960-nucleotide messenger RNA. Its product is annotated as class E basic helix-loop-helix protein 22-like. The record is from RefSeq and is a predicted model, not a curated record. Gene Ontology annotation, cellular component: nucleus. NCBI's taxonomy places the organism in Eukaryota, Metazoa, Arthropoda, Malacostraca, Decapoda, Penaeidae. Gene Ontology annotation, molecular function: DNA-binding transcription factor activity, RNA polymerase II-specific; E-box binding; protein dimerization activity. The transcript has a single exon. The coding region runs from base 1 to 960 and encodes 319 amino acids. Gene Ontology annotation, biological process: sensory organ development; positive regulation of transcription by RNA polymerase II; axon development.